AUGACUGUCACUCUCGAUAGCGAUAAGAAGGAUGAAGAAGUCGAGAUGCCUGUUAAAAGCGACAAGGACAGCUUCAGCGCGAUGGAGGCCGUUGGAAUGGACCGUGCGUUAGAUAACAGCGAAAGCUACCGCAACAAUGAUUUGGGUCCACAAGGACGAUGGAGGAACGGACUCUGCGAUUGCUACCAAGUCAUUUUAUGCACACCGAUGUGUAUCAUGGCCACCUGCUGUAGCACCAUUGAAUUGUCCCAGGUCAUGACUCGACUGGGCCUCGAUUGGUGUGGCAACCCGGAUCCGGCCAAGGCGGCUGGAACGUUUGCCACCAUUGUGUUGAUCAUGCUCUGCUUUUGGGCCAGCUCUGUCAUGCUGUUUGGGUUGGUGACAGUGCCUUGUAUGAUUGUCUAUUCCGUUACCAUUUAUACAAGAACUCGUUACGAAAUGAGACGACAUUUCCAAAUCAACUCGCAGUACUGUCAUUGGUGUCACGGAGCGGCCGAAGAUUGCGCAAUUACGUUCUGUUGCCAGUGCUGCGCCACCAUUCAAAUGGCACGACAUACCCAUUACGAACAUCGCUACCACUACAAAUUCGAUACAAUCACCGGUCUUCCAGAGGAUGCUCCCAAACUUGUAGAGUUUGACGAGCCAUAG
Messenger RNA from Seminavis robusta, 648 nucleotides. The record is from the annotation of a GenBank genome assembly. NCBI's taxonomy places the organism in Eukaryota, Bacillariophyta, Bacillariophyceae, Naviculales, Naviculaceae.